AUGGCGACUACAAAACCUACAAAGCUACCCCAGGAGCGGCGGAAAGGCGAGGCUGCGUUGAGCGACUUCGCUGAUUACGUCGAGAAGCAGCAAGCAAUCAGAUUUCCCAGUGCCAAACCAGCGCCGGGGGCGGUAGCUGCUGCUGCUGCUUCAGCCGAGGACGACCACGACGCCGAGCUCGACGACAUCCUCGACGCCCUCGACCUCUCCGACCAAGCCCCUCUGGCCCCUCUCCACGAACUUCUCCUCGGAACUGAUGACGAAUCAUUACAAAAGCUUGUCGACCUGUUGACAUUACGGAUAGAGGAGGGACAUGGAGAGGCACUCUUCGACAUCGGCUUCGAGCACAAUGGCGAGUCCAUGCGCCUUGACAAGGAGGGCUGGGACAAAGCGUGGAAGAGGCUACAGGAAGCCGCCAAGAAUAUCAAGGCAGACUGUCAAUUACUAUUAACCAAGAAUGUCGGCGGUGAAGUUGAGAGCCAGGCAGCCGCCACCGACAAGGGCAAGGACUGCAAUUCCAAGGUGCUCAUUCGUCAAAGCCCUGCGACUGUCGAGAAUGUCAUCGAGACGAGGAUAGCAGUCGUGGGCAAUGUCGACGCCGGAAAGAGUUCCAUGCUGGGCGUCUUAGUCAAAGGGGACCUUGACGAUGGACGAGGAAAGGCACGAGUCAACUUGUUCCGACACAAGCACGAGAUCGAGACCGGCCGGACCAGUUCUGUAGGAAUGGAGAUCAUGGGCUUCGAUACCCACGGCAAUGUCAUUACCAGCGACACGCCCGGUCGGAAGCUGUCGUGGGAGGAGAUCGGGAAGCGCAGCGCCAAAGUCAUUACUUUCACUGAUCUUGCCGGUCAUGAGCGGUACCUCCGGACCACGGUCUUUGGCUUGCUGUCCAGCAGUCCCAACUACUGCUUGCUGAUGGUCGCUGCCAACAAUGGUCUGAUUGGCAUGAGCAAAGAGCACCUCGGUAUUGCGUUGGCUUUGAACGUCCCCGUCAUGGUCGUCGUUACCAAGAUUGACAUUUGCCCGCCUCACAUCCUCGAGCAGACAUUGACCCAGAUCACCAAGAUACUCAAGUCUCCAGGUGCAAGGAAGAUUCCCAUCUUCAUCAAUAACCGCGACGAAUGCAUCAACACUGCAACCCAAUUUGUUUCUCAGCGUAUAACCCCAAUUUUCCAGGUUUCCAAUGUCACUGGCCAGAAUCUGGACUUAGUACGAACGUUCUUGAAUAUCCUGCCGCAUCACGGAAGAUAUGACGCUGAUGCGCCAUUUGAAUUCCAUGUCAAUGACACAUUCUCCGUUCCUUUCGUCGGAACCGUUGUGUCGGGCAUCAUCAAAUCUGGGGUUGUCCAUGCAGGUGACAAUGUUCUCAUCGGGCCCGACAGCCUGGGCCAGUUUACGUCGAGCUCCAUCCGCUCCAUCGAACGGAAAAGAAUCGGCGUACCAGCGGCGAGCGCCGGUCAAAGCGCUUCCUUCGCGCUCAAGAAAGUCAAGCGGAAAGACGUUCGGAAAGGCAUGGUCGUGCUGCCGAAGCCAGCAGACGGGGCCCCAUCGCCAAGGGUCUACAACGAGUUUGUCGCCGAGGUGCUGAUCCUCAGCCACGCAACGACCAUCAAGAAGAAGUACCAGGCGAUGCUGCACGUCGGUCCCGUCAGCCAGACAUGCUCCAUCAUCGACGUUGACCGGCCUUUCAUCCGCACUGGUGACCGUGCGACAGUGGCAUUCAAGUUUGUCCAGCGACCUGAGUAUCUCGCUCCCGGUGAUCGCUUGCUGUUCCGUGAGGGCAGGACGAAAGGGCUGGGAAUCGUCAAAGCUGUGGGGUACGACCGCAGCUAUUUUCCCAAGAGCGAGGACAGCGGCAGUGGGAAUGGCAAGGCUGCGCAGGCGGCUGCACCGUCGGCCGCGGCUCCUGCAACUUCGGAACGUGGUCAAGAUGUUAAGGUCGCGGGCUAG
This is a messenger RNA of Diaporthe amygdali, 1950 nucleotides long. RefSeq lists its product as uncharacterized. Gene Ontology annotation, biological process: translational elongation. The transcript is spliced from 2 exons. Gene Ontology annotation, molecular function: GTP binding; GTPase activity; translation elongation factor activity. The record is from RefSeq and is a predicted model, not a curated record. Bases 1 to 1950 code for a protein of 649 amino acids. NCBI's taxonomy places the organism in Eukaryota, Fungi, Ascomycota, Sordariomycetes, Diaporthales, Diaporthaceae.